Messenger RNA from Lethenteron reissneri (Far Eastern brook lamprey), 1843 nucleotides. RefSeq lists its product as uncharacterized. Gene Ontology annotation, molecular function: S-adenosylmethionine-dependent methyltransferase activity. NCBI's taxonomy places the organism in Eukaryota, Metazoa, Chordata, Hyperoartia, Petromyzontiformes, Petromyzontidae. The record is from RefSeq and is a predicted model, not a curated record.
ACAGAGACGACGAAGUCACCACAACGGUUCAAGGCAAAGCCGCCACACGCAGGGAACGCAACCACCACACAGCCAUCACCACUCACCACAACCUCACCACUGCCUCACCACUCACCACAGCCUCACCACUCACCACAGCCUCACCAUAGCCUCACCACUGCCUCACACUCAUCACAUCCUCACCACUCACCACUGCCUCACCACUCACCACUGCCUCACCACCCACCACAGCCUCACCACAGCCAUCACACUCACCCCACUGCCUCACCACUCACCACAACCUCACCACUCACCACAACCUUACACUCACCAAAACCUCACCACAGCCUCACCACUCACUGCCUCACCACUGUCUCACACCACAACCUCACACUCACCACAACCUCACCACUCACCACAACCUCACCACUCACCACAACUUCACACUCACCAAAACCUCACCACAGCCUCACCACCCCACCCCACCACCCCACACAACCUAACCACCCCACACUACCACACAACCUCACCACCCCACACCACCCCACCUCACCACCCCACACAGCCGUCAUGCCCUUCACGCCCUUCACGGAGUUGCUGGCGAGGCAACUGGGGGCCCCCACGAGGAGCGCGUGGGGCCGGGUCGCCCGCCGCCUCUUCGAGUACAAAAACGCGCACCUGGAGCUGGAGGCGGCCACCCUCAGCGGCCUCGGCCCCGGCCUCUCUGCCCUGGAGGUCGGCUUCGGGCCCGGCCUGGGGCUGGUGGCCGCCUGCCACCUGCUGGGCCCCACGGGCACCCUGCUGGGCCUGGAGCGCUCCCAGUACAUGCUGGACGUGGCCGGGGCCCGGCUCAAGAGACUCGCGGCCAAGGGGGGCCCCGCGGGGCAGGUGGCCGCCCGGGCCAAGUUGAUGCUGGGCAGCGUGGGUGGUCAGGGCAGCGUGGGUGGCCAGGGCAGCGUGGGUGGUCAAGGCGGCGUGGGUGGUCAGGGCAGCGUGGGUGGCCAGGGCGGCGUGGGUGGUCAGGGCACCGUCGGUGGCACCAUAGGUGGCAAGGGCACAGUGGGUCUGGACGAGGCCAGCGUGGACCGGGUGUUCCACUGCAACUGCUACUACUUCUGGCCCAACCUGGAGGAGGCGUGCGCCGAGUUGUUUCGAGUCAUCAAGCCCGGUGGCCUCAUGGUGACGACGCUGAACUUGGCAUCCCUGAAAAGAACAGCGUCAUACGGAGCCCUCAAGUACGCCUGUGGAUGGGAGCCGGAGCCAUACCUGGAGGCCUUGUCUCACACCGGCUUUGUGGAUGUGCGCAUGGAGGACCGACAGCAUGGAUCCAAGCCAUUCCAGGCCAUCUUUGCCACAAAACCAGAUGUCCCGGCAGCGUCGGCUAAACAAACAUGACACCCGCCACUCAGAUACCUCUUUUCUACUGAACAACUGAGCCACCCCGGGGCUGUGCCGAGCUAAUUAGGAAUGGCUUAGGAGGGGUCAGGUUGUUUUUCCCUGCACAAAUAAAGGCAAGUCGCCUACGUCACACGCAAUGAAAAAAAUGGCCCUGCUUGGUCCAGAGCCACAUUCAGGUUGUCGUUUGUGGCCAGUUUCAGUUUCACUUUUCAUUACCAAUAACCAAAUGAAAAAAAAGCUCAAAACACAGGUACUUGUUUGCAACUCUUUUCAGAACAUAAUAAAGGAUUACUAACUGGAGGGGGACAUUCAGUCAAUAUGGUUCAUGAGCCAGAAACCGGCACCAAAAGUUAGUCCAAACUCUGUGGCUACCAUUUGGGUUGGGAUAUUUUCUAUGCAAUCCAAUUGAGUAAUUUGACGGUAAUCUUUCAACUUUGGAUUGUGACGCCAGCACACAAUUGCCUAC